Molecule: messenger RNA, 1632 nt
Organism: Carica papaya (papaya)
Lineage: Eukaryota; Viridiplantae; Streptophyta; Magnoliopsida; Brassicales; Caricaceae
Product: GDSL esterase/lipase
Source: RefSeq, a predicted model, not a curated record
ACACCCCUCAACCCCACCCCAAAGUCAAGGUCGACCAGGUGCCUGUCCCCUGAUGUCGAAAUAAAACCUAACCUAAUCUUUUGAUGAUUUUGGUUUUGUAUUUGUCAAUUGCCGCUCUCGUUCUUUUGAAAUUCAUAAGCUUUCCGCGAUAACACAAUCUCUUCCUUGUUCUGCUUUUCGUUUGAGUUUGCAUAUGGAUCCUGUAGCUUCAGUGGUGGAUAAAUUAAAAGGUUUCGCUAAAUCAGGUCAAGACUUGGUUGAAGGUCUCCUUUAUCGCCGGCAAAAUUUAUCCCGCCGCAUUCCGGUAGCAACCUGCUGUUUCAUUGGGUUUUAUUCCGCUGAUGAUAUUUUCAGAUUGAAAUCUUGAAGCGGUUGCAACGAGAAGCAUUUUCAGAUCUGAUGAAACUCAGGGAUAGACAAGACAAGGUGGAGAAAAUGCUUUCCUUUUACAAAACAUUUAAAGGAAAUCCAUUCCAAGAAGCUAGUACCCAUGUCAGGGGAGAGUUUGAUGUCCUUGGAGCUGUAUUGUUGAUGGAUGAUAUUGACCAUCAGCAAUUUGAUGCACUUGAUAAAGCAGGGAUCAGACCUGGAAUAUAUUCAAGGUUUACUUUUGAAACAACAAUUCAUCAGAAAGAUACUCUUAUAGCUGAGUUUGUGGCCAAUCAGAAAGGGAACAGACACCUGACUGAUGUCUCAGGAAGCCCACUUUCACUAAAUAAAGUGUAUUAUAUGGCAAAUAUUAGUGAUUGGUUUUCUGCUAUUGCUAUCCCAGUUGGAGCUCAAUGCAGAGACAUUGAUUUUGCUGCCAAUUCUUUGCUUCAGGGAAGGGAGAGUGAUUUUUCAUGGUCUGGACCGCCCCUUCUGAAUCAGCACAAAGGAAGCGCCAUUGGCUUAACAAUUAAGAAGUCAAACAUCGUAGCUUCAUUGGCUGAAUCUAUCUCCGGACUGGAAAUGCAACAAGGCUCUGAUGCCAUUGGGCAUUGUUUCAGCACCUUUGGGCAACUAAUCUGCCAACUUCCUGGAGGAACAAAACUCUCUCUUUUGGGUCUUCACAAGGUUCCCAAAUUGUCUAGUACAUGUUUCGGUCUUGGAGCCCUUGCUAUUCCCGUAGGGCUUCUUAGACAUAAUAGAGCUCCUGAGAGAGUUGAAGCAUCUGUUGGACCCGUUGGAACACUCUCAGAUGAUACUGUCUCAACUAGAUUCAUUUCCCUGAAGCUAGAAUCAGAACUUGAUGAAUGUACAAAAGUUGGGGGCUGGGUUGAGAUGAAAAACUCAAAUCCAAAGCAUGUAGAGUGGGGCAUCGCCUUGUCCGAUAAUUCUGAAGAUGAAUUAGGGUGGGGCAUGAGUGUCGGAGGGAUGAUCGGCGGUCCCGAAAACUGGGAUCAAUUUCAAGUGGAAUCCCAUCUAAAAUUGAAUAUAGCUAAGAGAUUCAGCUUGAAGCCAGGCAUUGCCUAUGUAGCCAAUGAAAAUGGAAGAACAAUCGCUCUUACUCUUCGGUCUAACUGGUCCAUCUGAAGUUGAUUUCAGCAAUCUUGUCUGCAUUUGGAAAACCAUAAUUAAAUCUCCUUUCUGGUAUAUAACCUGAGAGAUCAAUGUUCAUUUGAUUACGCGUUUGAUGAACAAUCAAUUAUU